Molecule: messenger RNA, 1413 nt
Organism: Trypanosoma theileri
Lineage: Eukaryota; Euglenozoa; Kinetoplastea; Trypanosomatida; Trypanosomatidae
Product: endonuclease G, mitochondrial
Exons: 1
Coding region: 1-1413 (470 amino acids)
Biological process (GO): apoptotic DNA fragmentation
Cellular component (GO): mitochondrial inner membrane; nucleus
Molecular function (GO): metal ion binding; nucleic acid binding; single-stranded DNA endonuclease activity
Source: RefSeq, a predicted model, not a curated record
AUGUCGUCCUAUGCUGCGGUGGGGCGUGCCUUUGCACUCCUCAGCGCUGCUCUCUUCGGUGGAGCUGUUGGAAUGCUAACACAGCGUAAUAGCAAUAUCAACAACAGCGGCAGUAGAGGUCAACUCCAGCAACAGCAAGAGGAAAACUCCGUUGCUGUUUAUCACAAUGAAUCACUGAAUACAUCACAGCUUUCUCCAGCUGCGCAGAAGAUGAUGAGUAAAGGUCUUCCCUCAGAUGAGAGGGUGCGUGUGUUUGAUGGAUUUAUUGCGAGUCUCAACUAUGAACGGCGGGUGCCUAAUUGGGUACUGGAGUACAUCCCCCCAAUAGACCCCACAAACAGAGAUGAUAAGGAAAAAGAAAAGGAAGAGGAUCCAAAGGCGGUACGACGAGAGGGAAUGAAAUUCUUUGCAGACCCAACCGUACCAGAACCAUUUCGAGUUCUCCCUGAUGACUACAGUGGUGGUAAACAAGAACAACAACAACAAUACACUCGAGGUUUGAGUCGAGGACACCUUGCCGCUGCGCAGUUCCACAAACGUACUGCUGAUGAAAUGGCCCAAACGUUUAACAUGAAUGCUAAUAUUGUACCGCAGGAUAUGACAAUGAAUGCUGUUGAUUGGCUUCGACUGGAGAAUCUCACACGGAAAUUGCGGCGGCACUACGAGGGUGGAUUGUGGGUAGUCACUGGACCUCUUUUUCAUCCACGUCUCGUACAUGGUGAACCCCGUUCAUGGGGAUGGGAUGAUUCCCGUCCUUCAUCUCCCAUAACUCCUAUUCACACAGAAAAUAACAAUAGUGAUAAUAACGCGAGUAACACACGAAAGGUGGUGUGCUACGAACUCGUUGGUAAGCAUGAUGUAGCGGUACCAACACAUUUGUUUAAAGUACUCCUUGGUGAACGGGGGGAUGGCAGUCACGAAAUUGCGGCAUUUUUAAUGCCAAAUGAACCUAUCGUUGUGGAGCGGCCACUUGUAUCUUAUCAAGUCCCUGUGCGUGAAAUUGAGCACAAGACGGGAUUGCAAUUCUUUCCAAACGUUAUCUCUACAGAUACUGUGAGAUCAGCGACAUCAUGGAGAAGGAAGGUCAACAAUAAUACCCAUCCACAAGUUUUAGACCCGUUGCCAAAUAUUUGUAGACGUUUUCAAUGUGAAGCACGCACAGUGGCACUUUUUCAAACAUACAGAAAUGUGGCCCGGCUGCGUGCGGCGCAAUCAGAGCCGGAACUACAAGAGGUACUUUUAACAAUAAUUGAGGAGCAACAACGUCAACAAAAAAAUUCAAACCCACAAGCACAAGUACAAGAAGCAAAAGAAUAUUGGGGCAAGAAUAAAGAAAACCUAGCAUUAGAUGCCGCUGUUGUAAAAGAAUAUGACGAACGCAGGAAAGAGCUGCUAGGACAAUCAGAGUUGUGA